Messenger RNA from Achroia grisella, 482 nucleotides. RefSeq lists its product as uncharacterized. The record is from RefSeq and is a predicted model, not a curated record. The transcript is spliced from 3 exons. Bases 55 to 462 code for a protein of 135 amino acids. Lineage: Eukaryota; Metazoa; Arthropoda; Insecta; Lepidoptera; Pyralidae.
ACAGAACGACCCCACGUUGUGUAUUUCAACCCUAAUUAUUUUUCACACUUUAAUAUGACAUCGAGGCGAUUCAGCAGAAAAAAUCCAUUUUAUUAUGUGGACUUACAUCUUAAAGGCUUGACUUAUUUCGAUAACAAUAUAACUAUGCACAUGUACUUAUGCCAGGAUAUAGGCAAUGGAAAUUAUCGAAUCCUUUUUGAAAUCCAUCGCAGAUGGUGCAACUUCAUCAGUAUGGACAACAUGUUUGGAUCCACCAUGAGACAGGGGAGGCUGAAGAAGCCAUGUCCACAUCCGCCGGGUGAAUAUCAUAUGUACAACAUGAGUAUACCAGUAGAGAAUAUACCGAGAAGUUUGCCAUAUUUCAAAGGUCGCAUUUACGGCAACGUUACUCAUGUCGUAGAAAAAGACCCAAUAUUAUCAGCGUAUAUAGACAUGGAAAUGAAGGAGUACAAGCGACAAUAACGAAGAACGAAAACGAACAG